Leishmania mexicana MHOM/GT/2001/U1103 is the source of this 549-nucleotide messenger RNA. Its product is annotated as surface antigen-like protein. Lineage: Eukaryota; Euglenozoa; Kinetoplastea; Trypanosomatida; Trypanosomatidae. The transcript has a single exon. Bases 1 to 549 code for a protein of 182 amino acids. The record is from RefSeq and is a predicted model, not a curated record.
AUGAACGUGACGCACCUGCUGAUGGCCGCAAUGCUAGUAGCCGUGGCAUGCUCGGUGGUCAUGGCCUCGGGUGCCUCAAGCUCGUCGUCCUCAAGCGCUCCAGCCCGCGAGUCGAUCCCCCUUGUGUCCAAGCUGAUUGCGCCGUCCAGCAAGAGCACCAGCAACUCGCCGCGUGCAACUGGUGCCGAUGUGACGGCGUCUACUACCUCCACCACGACGAAACCCGUGAACACGGCGGCAUCUUCGUGCACCGUUUCAAACUGCGCCGCCUGCUCGAGCACGAACCCGAACGUGUGCACGACGUGCAGCCCCGGCUACGCCGUCGACCGCCUUGGCCAGUGCAUGGUCGUUGGCUCCUGCAACGUCGCCCACUGCGUCAUGUGCCACACGAACGACAACGGGCGUUGCUUGGCCUGCGCCCCGGGCUACAUGCCGACGGCCUCAUUCAAGUGCGUCCCGGAGCGGUCUAAAAAUACGGCCUUCCGCACUUCCUCCCUGGUUGUCUCUGUCGGCAUGGUAUUGGUGGGCACGGCGCUGACCAUGGUCUAA